Sycon ciliatum is the source of this 2377-nucleotide messenger RNA. RefSeq names its product gamma-butyrobetaine dioxygenase-like. Gene Ontology annotation, biological process: carnitine biosynthetic process. The record is from RefSeq and is a predicted model, not a curated record. Lineage: Eukaryota; Metazoa; Porifera; Calcarea; Leucosolenida; Sycettidae. Gene Ontology annotation, molecular function: oxidoreductase activity. The transcript has 6 exons. Gene Ontology annotation, cellular component: mitochondrion. The coding region runs from base 290 to 1615 and encodes 441 amino acids.
UGAGUUUGACCAUUCCCCAGGCUUUGGAGUAUCGAGAUUUUGUUUGGAGCGGACUAACUGCGAUCCUGGACUUUUGUACACGCUGUAUUCUAAUCUGCAACGUCACCCAGUGCUGUAGUAUUACACACACGUGGAUGACGAGGGCGUUGGUCAGCGCUGGAUGGUUUUCUUAUGAAAAUUUCUUCUGAGGAGGCGGUGAAAGCAGGUGGUUGGUCAGACAUACGUGAUUUAUUUUACGUCGGUGGGGCACGGUCCUGAGCACGAAAACCAAGACAGUGACCAUUCAAGCAUGUGGAAAGCCGCUCGAAACACCGUGCGCUUGACGUGCUCUGCGUGCCGGUCUGUUGCUCAUGCCAGCUGCCAGGCUCGUGUUAGUGCUCCGCGUGUCAUCAGCUCUGCUACACCAUGUCCAACGGGAUGCAGGGCUCUAUCCUCUUCAUCGACUUCUAGCACUGCUGUGACGUCGACAAGUAGCGACGGGCGGUUUCUGACGGUUGCGUGGCAAGCGGGCGGGGAAAGUCGCUAUCCGUUCAUCUACUUACGAGACAACUGCACUUGUUCGGAAUGUUUUCACGAGCUCUCCAGUAUGAGGACGGUGGAAAUAAUGGCCGACGGUAUUGAUGCUGACAUAAGCCCGUCUGGUGUUGAGAGCACUGCUACUGGGGUGAGAAUCACCUGGCCCAAUGGCCACGUUAGUGACUUUACCAAUGCCUGGCUACGUGAGCAUACGCUGAGCACCCAGCCCAAGGACCAUGGGCUUGGCAGGUUCCAGCGGCCUGCUGCUCAGCCUUGGUUGGCGAGCACGUUUUCACCUCCGGUCUUUGGACUUGAUGCGAUGAUGAGCAAUGAGAAUGUGCAGUAUGAUAUACUGGAUAACCUGUACAAAUCUGGCAUUGUGGUGGUUAAAGGAUGCGGCACUGAGCCUAUGCCGAAUGAAGUUUACGAGAAACUGGGCAUGCUGCAAGACACGGCUUUUGGCUUGUUUUGGUUGGUCGAGGCACGAGCGGAUCCAAACAACUUGGCCUACUCACCAAAGGCCUUCCCGCUGCAUACAGACCUCCCGUAUCUCAAAAAUACCCCUGGGACACUUCUUCUGCACUGCUUGCGGCAGGCUCCAACCGGUGGCCACACAUUCCUUACUGACGGAUUUGCUGUUGCAGCCAAGCUACGAGAGGAGAAUCCACUUUGGUAUGAUCUCUUUUCCCGAGUACCUGUCACCUGGCAUCAGCUGGGCUAUGACCCGACCAGUGAUCGGCAUUAUCACUACGAGUUUGCUCAGCCGAUAUUAAAUGUUGACAGACAUGGAGAGUUGUACAAGGUCUGCUUUAGUGUAGCUGCCCGCGGUAGCUUUCUAUCCAUAAAGGAGGACGAUGUGCAUGACUUCUACCAUGGCUACCUUCGCUGGAUGCAAUUGUGCAAGAGCCCAGAGCAUCGAUACGAAGUCCGCUUGGAGCCGGGCGACAUGCUGAUCAUUAAUGAUCAACGCAUAGCACAUGGCCGUGAUGCCAUCAGUGACACACGUGAGAAAGGUCGGUGUUUGCGAGGCUGCUAUCUGUCCUGGGACGAUGUGGACUCUCGGUUUCGCCACCUCUAUUACAAAUUGAAGAAAGCAUGAGAAGGCACUCGUCAUACGUGAUUGUCUAGCUACUCAGAAAUGGACCUUGCCAUGCGGAUUUAGAAUUGUACAAGCAGCUGGUCCACAUGUCCUUCCCUUGAAGGGUUGUCAUUUGGAUGGUGAAUUCUAAUACUAGUACAUGUACUCAUUUUCUCUUAUACCCUGUCGAUUUCUGUAUUGCCCCACUCAUAGUUUGCGGAAAUAAUUUCUUACCCUUUAGAUUCUGGCGAUUCGUGACUGCCAUCCGGAGCACAUGAGGGACAUGCCUGAUUGUCGAAGUUUCCACUUGACAAACCAAGAAAGCACCGGUCCCUAUGUGAGUCAGUCAAGUGCCAAAUUCGCCAGGAAGCAUAAGCUCCACACAGGAGCUGCCAGCUUUGGUCUACUAUCUUAUCGACAUGUCAUCAGUACGAGCAUAAUGAUUAUGACUUGGGAUUGUGUGAACAUGAAGAUAUCUUUCCUCGGUCAUAUUUGCAGGUUGCUCCCCGCAUGUGAACUUGUAGUGAUUUUUUCUCACAGUAGAGAUUAGGGACUUCAUAGGAAUGUUGGGGGUUCUCCUCCGCCGACCUUACGAGCCCUCUUGUAAUCAACUAGGCCAUGUGUAGACUUGCACGUGCGGAUACAGUGUACACAGUCUAUGCACCAUCUCUUAAUUAAACAAUUGUUUGUCAUGCUGCUUGUUUACGCACUGGCAAGCAUGUAUUGUAUUUGUAUUUUGACUAUUUUCACUUGGUAUCAAUUGAGUUCCAUAUCGUAUUCCAA